Molecule: messenger RNA, 634 nt
Organism: Sphaeroforma arctica JP610
Lineage: Eukaryota; Ichthyosporea; Ichthyophonida
Exons: 6
Biological process (GO): actin filament network formation; actin filament bundle assembly
Cellular component (GO): cytoplasm; actin filament bundle; actin filament
Molecular function (GO): actin filament binding
Source: RefSeq, a predicted model, not a curated record
UCUUGCUGGAGCGAGUUCGGCGGGAUGCAAAUUGAUCAAUGUCGGAGCUGAAGAUCUUCUCAAGGAAAAGCGCAACCUGGUCCUAUCCCUUCUAUCUCAACUAGUCAAGAUGGCUCUUCUGGACAAAGUGCAUGUCACGCGCACACCUUCACUGUGUCAGCUGGUCGACUCAAACAUCGGAGAGACCCUCGAGGAUGUCAUGAACAUGCCAACAGAACAGCUUCUGAUCCGAUGGGUGAAUCAUCAUCUAGACAAUGCUAAGAAGGGCGAAAUGCAGAUAAACAAUUUUGGAGAAGAUAUAAAAGAUGGGAAAGUUUACAUUUAUCUAUUGUCUCAGCUAGUGCCAGAGAUCGUGAAACCUGAAGAAAUUGCGGAUGAUGCAGAGCGUAGGUACGAAGCCACGCUGUCUGCAAUAGAGCAGAUUGGACUUGAAAGGCUCAUUGGACCCCAGGACAUCGCCAAUGGAGAUGCGCGCCUCAAUCUAGCCUUUGUUGCGGCAUUGUUUGAUUGUCGGUCGGGAUUGCAUGUGCCAAGCACAAGUAACAUGGCCGAUAUACAACUGGCACAUCAGGAACUGGAACAAGAGGUCCUGCAACUCAAGAUUCGCCGUGUUAAAGAUAUCACAAAGAAGUAG